AUGAGGAAGAUCCGAGCCAAUGCCCUCGCAAUCCUGACCGUAGCCUGGAUCCUGGGCACUUUCUACUACUUAUGGCAGGACAACCGAGCCCAUGCAGCAUCCUCGGGCGGCCGCGGCGCGCAGAGGGCCGGCGGGAGAUCGGAGCAGCUCCGCGAGGACCGCAGCAUCCCGCUCAUUGUGACAGGAACACCCUCCAAAGGUUUUGAUGAGAAGGCAUACCUGUCAGCCAAGCAGCUGAAGCCGGGAGAGGACCCGUACAGACAACAUGCCUUCAACCAGCUGGAGAGUGACAAGCUGAGCCCAGACCGGCCCAUCCGGGACACUCGCCAUUACAGUUGCUCAUCCUUGUCCUAUGCCUUGGACCUGCCAGCCACCAGUGUCAUCAUCACCUUCCACAAUGAGGCUCGCUCCACACUCCUGCGCACAGUGAAGAGUGUUCUCAACCGAACUCCUGCCAACUUGAUCCAGGAAAUCAUUUUAGUGGAUGACUUCAGUUCAGAUCCUGAAGACUGUUUGCUUCUGACCAGGAUCCCCAAGGUCAAGUGCCUUCGCAAUGACAGGCGGGAAGGGCUGAUCCGCUCCCGGGUUCGCGGGGCAGAUGUAGCAGGAGCCACGGUUCUCACCUUUCUAGAUAGUCACUGUGAGGUGAACGUGGAGUGGCUGCAGCCCAUGCUGCAGCGGGUGAUGGAGGACCACACCCGUGUGGUGAGCCCCAUCAUUGACGUCAUCAGCCUGGACAAUUUCGCCUACUUAGCAGCAUCUGCAGAUCUUCGAGGAGGAUUCGACUGGAGUCUGCAUUUCAAGUGGGAACAAAUCCCACUGGAGCAGAAGAUGACCCGGACAGACCCCACCAAGCCCAUCAGGACACCGGUUAUAGCUGGAGGAAUCUUCGUGAUUGACAAGUCCUGGUUUAAUCACUUGGGAAAAUAUGACGCCCAGAUGGACAUCUGGGGAGGAGAGAAUUUCGGUGAAACUCUCCUUCAGGUAUGGAUGUGCGUGGCAGCUUGGAGAUUGUACCCUGCAAGCCGCGUGGGCAAUGUCUUCAGAAAGCGGCACCCCUACAACUUUCCCGAGCAAUGCCUCACGUAUAUCAGGAACACAAAACGUACUGCAGAGGUCUGGAUGGAUGAAUACAAGCAGUAUUACUAUGAGGCCCGGCCCUCCGCCGUAGGGAAGGCCUUUUGGCAGGUGGCGUAGGCCACACGGAUCGAGCAGAGGAAGAAGAUGGACUGCAAGUCCUUCCGCUGGUAUCUGGAGAAUGUCUACCCCGAGCUCACGAUCCCAGCAAAGGAAGUCCUCCCUGGUGUCAUUAAGCAAGGAGUCAACUGCUUAGAAUCCCAGGGCCAGAACACAGCUGGUGACCUCCAUGCUGGGAUGGGGAUCUGCAGAGGGUCUGCCAAGAGCCCCCACCAGCCCAGAGCUGUCCUUUGUCUUGCGGCAUGGCUGUUCAGCGACCACCAUCAGAGCAAAGGGAACUGCCUGGCUGCUACCUCCACCUUAAUGUCUUCCCCUGGUUUCCCAGUAAUACUGCAAGAGUGUAACCCUAAAGAAAGCAAGCAGAAAUGGAGAAGGAAAGGCUCUUUCAUCCAGCACUCUGUCAGCGGCCUCUGCCUGGAGACAAAACCUGCCCAGCUGGUGACCAGCAAGUGUCAAGCAGACGCCCAGGCCCAGCAAUGGCAACUGCUGUCACACACAUGA
This is a messenger RNA of Arvicola amphibius (Eurasian water vole), 1698 nucleotides long. It is a transcript of the gene Galnt16, whose product is annotated as polypeptide N-acetylgalactosaminyltransferase 16. The record is from RefSeq and is a predicted model, not a curated record. NCBI's taxonomy places the organism in Eukaryota, Metazoa, Chordata, Mammalia, Rodentia, Cricetidae. Gene Ontology annotation, cellular component: Golgi apparatus.